AUUGGUGGAGUUACGAUUGCGGAAGCGGGAUUGCCCAAUCAGGGGCGGGGUGUGCCGCUUCUCUUGGAUAUCGCCGCUGGUGGGAAGAGGGGCUCCGUGAGGUAACCCCGACCUCACAGGUGACCCCACUCUUCCGGUGACCCCCAGUGAUGGCCACUCCCUCCUCAGGCCGGAAACACUUUGUGGACCAGCACAAGGAGGAACUGAUCCGCCGUAUAGACAACGUAGACGUGGUCCUAUCACAGCUCCUGCAGGACAAGCUUCUCGUCUCGGAGGACUAUGAGGCCGUGACCACCAGAAAAAGCAGCCAGGAUAGGAUGAGCAAACUCUUCUCCGUCAUCCACCAUUGGACCAAUUCCCAGAAGGACAAACUCUACCAGGCCCUGAAGAGGAACUACCCGGCCACCGUCUCUGUUAUGGAGAAGACCAUGGAUCAAGUAACGGAUGAAGAAUUUGAAAAGUGCAUGAAGACCCACAAGGAGAACAUCAAAUACCAUUUUGAGUUAAUAAAGGACCGGAACGCCCGCCUGGGGGAGAGCACCCCCCUGAGGAGGAGGUACACCCCGCUGGUGCUCUUGCUGAAGUUUCGGGGGGAAGAGGAGAAGAAGCGGGAGUUGAGUUCCUCGGGGGAGGAGCAAGCUCAAAUAUUGAUUGACAGGUCUUCCGAGGAGUAUUCUCCGACCUCCAUCGAGGAGUUCUUCAACCCGUCGGACACCGGCGGCGUUCCAAAGACCGUGAUCAUACACGGAGCCGCCGGCAUCGGGAAAUCUCUGACCGGCCGCAAGAUCAUCUUGGACUGGGCCACCAACAACCUCUACGGAGGGAAAUUCGACUUCCUGUUCUAUCUCAGUUACAAGGAUUUCACCCAAAUCACCGGCAAUCUCAGCUUAGUUGGACUUAUCAACAAGACCAGCCGGUUGAAUUUCCGCCCCGAGGUCAUGAGGUACAUCCUGAGCAACGGGGAACGGGUGGGCUUCGUGAUCGCCAGCUUCGAAGAAAUGAAAUGCAGUUUGAAGGAGAAGAGUGAGAUCUGCCAAGACCCGCUUCAGGAGGCCAACAAAGACGUCCUCCUGAGGAGCCUUCUGAAGGGGCAACUCGUCAAGGGGGCUUCUUUCAUCAUCACCACCAGACCCUUUCUACUGGAACAGCUGCAGACGUUCCUACCAGAUGUGCCCCGGCUUGUGGAGAUCGUCGGGUACACGGCGGACGCCCGGGCGCAUUACCUUGACAUUUUCUUCGACAACAGAGAGUCGGAGAAGGCCGUGGACAUCACCAGGAGGAAUGAAGUUCUCUUCAGUCUCGCCACCGUGCCGUUCAUGUGUUGGGUCAUCUCCACCGUCACCAACCAACAGCUUUCCAAGUAUCCCUCCAACUUCACCACCAACACCUCCAUGUUCCUCUACUACCUGAAGGGUUUGAUCAUCUACCACAGCCGGAACGGCGGCAUGGUCCACUGCCUGAAGAAGGUCUGCGCCUUGGCCAAUGAAGGCCUUCUGAACCAGAAGGUCCUCUUCGAAGAAGAAGACCUGAAAAGACACAAACUUUCCGUGUCUCUGGUGGAAUCCGUCUUCCUGAGCAACGUCUUCUUCCACGGCGACAUCGGGAAGCGCACCUGCUACAGCUUCGUCCACCACAGCUUUCAGGAGUUCCUGGCUGCACUGCACUACACCAUGCCCGGGGAGGGCGAGAGCAGCAAAUCCGGGACGAGGGCGGUGAGAGAGAGUACUUACCUGCCGGAGAUCUGUAAGGGACGAUCCUUAAUGGACCUGCUGGAAAAACAGCCCCAUAUGGCCCUCGCCGUCAGAUUUCUCUUCGGCCUCCUGAACCAAGCGCAGAUCGAAGACUUCAACAGCAGCGCCGACUGUGCCCUGUCCUUCCAAGGCACCACAGCCAUGAUCUCGUGGCUCUUCGGGGGCGAUAUAACGGAGUUCAAUACGGAGCGCAUUUUGUUCCUGUACGAGACGCGGGAUGACGAGUUCAUGACGUACGUGGCGUCCCGUGCCGUGAAUCUGACCUUCUCGCAGUGCCAGAAAGCCGACAACUGGGUCUACCAACUGGCCUUCUGCUUGAAGGCGUGUGAGGGCAAGAAGGUCACUCUGUCCGGGUACGUCCUGAAGAAGGAACACAUGUCCGCGUUGGUUCCCGUCCUGAAGAAGUGUUCCCAGGUUUGCUUCCGGAGUUGUCGCUUCGCGGAUGACGUGAACUCCACUUCCAGCUGGAAGAACUCGAUGUUUACAUCUCUGGUCAUGCAGGACAGUAAAAUUCAAGACUUGUGCCUGUUGGGUUGUAUUUUGCCCACUUCUACUUGUGAAGUCCUUGACAACGCCACCAGGCAAAGCCGCAGUCUCUCCAUACUUUAUGUAAUGUUUAAAGUUAAUACCAAAAAGGAACACGAAGAAAUGAGACGCUACCAUCAGGUCUUCAAAUCUCCGGAAUGCACCGUGUCCACCAAGAGGUACGUCUGUGUGUGAGGCCUUGUCCAAUGGAUCAGUGAGGACCACAGUCCCUGUAUAAUGUCCCUAUACAGAGAAGACAUGAGAUACAACCAUUGUCCCCUCAGUGAGGACCUCAGUCCCUGUAUAAUGUCCCUAUACAGAGAAGACAUGAGAUACAACCAUUGUCCCCUCAGUGAGGACCACAGUCCCUGUAUAAUGUCCCUAUA
Messenger RNA from Rana temporaria (common frog), 2662 nucleotides. RefSeq names its product NACHT, LRR and PYD domains-containing protein 1b allele 3-like. The record is from RefSeq and is a predicted model, not a curated record. Lineage: Eukaryota; Metazoa; Chordata; Amphibia; Anura; Ranidae. Bases 150 to 2471 code for a protein of 773 amino acids. Gene Ontology annotation, biological process: regulation of apoptotic process. Gene Ontology annotation, cellular component: cytoplasm. The transcript has 6 exons.